Lachancea thermotolerans CBS 6340 is the source of this 1425-nucleotide messenger RNA. It is a transcript of the gene RIT1, whose product is annotated as tRNA A64-2'-O-ribosylphosphate transferase. Gene Ontology annotation, cellular component: cytoplasm. The transcript has a single exon. The record is from RefSeq and is a predicted model, not a curated record. The coding region runs from base 1 to 1425 and encodes 474 amino acids. Gene Ontology annotation, biological process: charged-tRNA amino acid modification. Gene Ontology annotation, molecular function: tRNA adenosine(64)-2'-O-ribosylphosphate transferase activity. Lineage: Eukaryota; Fungi; Ascomycota; Saccharomycetes; Saccharomycetales; Saccharomycetaceae.
AUGGAGCUUACUAGCGAUCAAACUAUCAAUUUCCUCAAUAGGGAAAUUAAAAAAGAGUAUAGGUCCCUGCGAAAUCGUCUUCAAAGCAUCGUAUUUGACCAUAAAUUUCUCGAUGAGCAGGUUAAGGCCGUAUUUCCAGACUAUCCCAUUAUACCAAACGAGAGAUGCGGAGUUUGGUACUGCGAUCCCAAAGAUUACUUGCAAACAAGCUAUUUCAAAUCAACCGAUGGUCAUACUAAUCAAUGGGAUUUUAGCCUCAGGCGGCUGAAUUUCCAUUUACUUCCAGCGCUCGCUGCAAGUGGAGGGAUAGUAGUGGUUGACAGCACCAGAAGAGGCAAACGUAUGCCGGAUGCUUUAAGCAAAACGGUUCCUAUCUGGUGUGCGGUUCUCAAUUCACUUCUUUUAGAGUAUCAAGGGCUCGAGGGCGAAGUGCUUUUUUGUCCUCCCCAAACGGUUUCUGAGUUUGAGUUUGAACGUAUCAAAUCCCGAAUUCCGGAUUUAGUAGCAAAAUUCAAGAAAAUGAACAUUCUCACAGGUGCAGACAUUGACCGAUUAUUCAAGGGGAAAAUUCUACGCCCUUUAUGGGUAUUUCCGGGUGCUUCUUUACUGAGCUCACAAAGAGACCCAUUCACGGGCGAAGUGCUCUCACAAAAAUGGCACACAGCAGAAUUAGAGAACUUUAUACCGGUUGUACUUUGCACUGUGAGUUACCAAUGUCAAGACGGCGUAGACAAACGGCACGGGUUUACAUACGUUCAAGGUGCGGCUGAUGACCAUGAGCUAUGGGCUCAAGGUUUGACAGCAGAAUUAUUUUGGAAACAUAUUAGCAUUUUAAGCAAUAUUAACCUGAGUGAUCAAGAGCUUGAAAGUUUUGUUGAAGACAAGAUUCAUCCCCAAGAACCAAACUCUGCUGAAAAUGGCCUCUCUCUUGAUCAAAUCCUAUACACAGACAUACUUACUGAAGAAUUGCACCUUGGCAAGAUUUCAAGCAAUGUCCAUCUCGGUGAACACCUCGUCAAAGAACUGAGGCUCAAAUAUUCUUUAGUGAUUAUCCUCAGCAACACGGUCACCUUAUCAGAAGACGAGGCUGCAAUCAAAAUCUUCAAGUUGCAGAGCGAGUGUAAAAAAAGUUCCAAAGCGCUUCGAACUGAGCUGAUAAAAAUAUGCCCUCUUGCUGAAGCAUAUCUACCCAAUUCCCUGCCGAUGUUGGUAUGCUGUAACACUGGAAAGGACAUGUCAGUGUGCGUUUCGCUCGCUAUACUAUGCAGAAACUACAAUGUUGGGAGUUGGGACUUAAACGUACAGCAAAGCAUUCACAAGAUUGAUAUUAAGAAGCACCUUUCAAAAAUCAUAACAAAACUUGAGGGCAGAAAUGUUAAUCCACCAAGGGCAUCGCUCAACAGUGUCAACGCAUAUUUAAUGUAA